Oreochromis niloticus (Nile tilapia) is the source of this 3232-nucleotide messenger RNA. RefSeq names its product potassium inwardly rectifying channel subfamily J member 15 (gene kcnj15). Gene Ontology annotation, molecular function: inward rectifier potassium channel activity. Gene Ontology annotation, cellular component: plasma membrane. Gene Ontology annotation, biological process: regulation of monoatomic ion transmembrane transport; potassium ion import across plasma membrane. The coding region runs from base 208 to 1230 and encodes 340 amino acids. The transcript is spliced from 2 exons. Lineage: Eukaryota; Metazoa; Chordata; Actinopteri; Cichliformes; Cichlidae. The record is from RefSeq and is a predicted model, not a curated record.
UUCAGAUCUCACAGGUGGGCACAAUAGGCGAAAGAAGACACUGAACUACAUGUUCUCGGGCAGCUUCAUCUUGCAGAUCGUGUCAGAGACAAGUGAAAGCAAAUAUCUGGGACUAUUCAACAAGGCAAGACAAAAGAAUACCUUCAAUUGGCAAUGCCAAACUAAAACCUCAGAAGUGACCUUCAGUUUGAAUUGACCCAGAGCAUCAUGGCUAAAGGGAAUAAAGAUUUCCAGCGAAGGAUUGUGUCCAAGGAUGGCCACAACAUGGUAAGGAUCGAUAACGUGGAGGGCAUGGUCAAGCUGUACCUGCACGACAUCUGGACAACUGUGGUGGACAUGAAAUGGCGCUACAAACUCACCUUAUUUGCCUCGACCUUUGUCAUGACCUGGUUCAUCUUUGGGGUAAUCUUUUACUUCAUUGGAAUGGGCAACGGAGACUUUGAGCCAGAUUUAAAUUCUACCCACACCCCAUGCGUGAUGAACGUGGAAACGCUCACUGGAGCCUUCCUCUUCUCUCUGGAGUCGCAGACCACCAUUGGUUAUGGUUUUCGUUACAUCUCUGAAGAGUGCCCUCUGGCCAUCUUCACUCUGGUGGCUCAGCUUGUCAUCACUGGACUGGCCGAGAUCUUUGUUACCGGUGCCUUCCUGGCCAAACUAGCUCGACCCAAAAAGCGAGCGGAGACCAUCAAGUUCAGCCAGGUGGCGGUGAUCUGCAAGCAGCAAGGAAAGCUGUGUCUGAUGGUGAGGGUGGCCAACAUGAGGAAGAGCCUCCUGAUCCAGUGCCAGCUAACAGGAAAGCUCCUUCAACCCUACGCGACCGAGGAGGGCGAGAAGACGCAAGUCCACCAGAGCUCUGUUGAUUUCAACAUGGACUCUGGUGGCGAGUGCCCCUUCCUUAUCCUCCCUCUCACCUUCUAUCACGUCCUAGACCAGCACAGCCCGCUGGCAGGACUGACGGCAGAAAACCUGGAAACCCGUAGGUUUGAGUUGCUCAUCACCCUCAAUGCCACCAUGGAGUCGACGGCAGCCACGUGUCAGAGACGUACCUCCUACAUGCCUGACGAGAUCCUGUGGGGUUAUGAGUUCAAACCGGUGCUGUAUAGCACCCCCAGUGGACGCUUUGUGGCAGACUUCAACUUUUUUGACAAGGUGCAAAAGAGCAGUGAUCCAGACUUCCACAGCGACAGUUCAGAGAAGCUGAAACUCGAGAGGGACUUCAGGGAAGAAUAGAGGAUCUUAAUAAUUACUGUUAAUUGAUCUGAGGCUCAGCCAUUGUGUUAAUGUCCCUUACAGCUAUGAACUUUGAUUUAAACACGUAAAACGUUUAUAUUGAAUCAUAUAAUGUGAUUUUUUUAACAGUGCUUCAAACUCUGAAUAGUUUUUAAGAAGACUAGAAACCUGACAUUAUAUCUUCACUCUACAUUCUGUUUAUUCAUUUAAUCAUUAUGAUGUUUUUUGUAUCAAUAUUCAAGUUAAAUUAAUUAAAUGUACCAGGAUGAAGGGCUAACGGCCCUGUAUGAUUCUUUCAUCUGGGUUUUAAUAAUGGGAGUCUCUUUAUAAAUGCUUUUGAAGACCUUUUAAAAAUAGAAUGUUAAGUUAUACACUGAUAAAGUAAGAAUUUAGUAUUUAAAGACAUGUUUUGGAGAAUUAUUUUAUUAUUAAGAGUUAGAUGAAGUAACUGAUACUUCUCUCUGAGCUGUACUUAAAUAUGAAGCUAGAAUAAGUUGCUGCUUAGCUUAGCUGAGACGGGGAAAACAGUGCCCAUGUAGUUCUGUCAAAAUAUUCCUCUAAACAUCACUACUAACACUUUACAGCUUCCUUUCUAAUCGCUCCCAAAAAGCCAGGUGUAAAGAUGUAAAAUAUCACAGAUUUUCACUUGUGAUUAAAACAUUACCUGCAGAGCCCCCCAAAGAUCAAGAGUUUUCACUUACAGGACUAGUGAUGACACACAAUUAGCUCACAGUGUUUGUGCAUUUCAUCUGAACAGCAGUAGAUCCAAACUAAUUUUUAGUGGAAAACCAUGAGGACUCUCAUAAAAUGAGCUGUUUAUGUAACCAUCAAUUGAUAGUUGUUAAGUUUUGUUUUUAAAAUUGUUGUUACACAUAACAAAUGAUUUUUAUUUUGCUUAAUUGUUUUUAAAGUUCACAAGACAUUUACAACUCUGUUUAGAAAUUUUGCAAGCAUUGAGAAAUGGUUCCAUAAAACAGUAGUUACUAUAUAUAACUCGUGUUCUAUGAAUGUAAGCCCUCCUAACAGGCUUCAGCACUGGGCUGGUCAGACCUUCCUGUGAGACCAGAUGUAAUGAAAGAGACUGAGAUGGAUAUUGGUGCCACAGUUUAGACUGAUCCACAUUCUAAGUAUCCCAGGGAAAGAUACAUAGAAUAAAGCAGUGAUUUUCGAAGUGUGGUCCAGUGCUCCUUAGUGACCUUUGAAGGUACUACAUGUAGCCGUGCAAGAAGUAAAAAAAAAAUUAAAAAUUAAACCAAUACAAUACCAAUGAAAAAUGUACUUUUAUAUUAAGCGCAGGGCAGGGUGACCCCCAGAAGAUUUUCAGAUUUUAAAAUGGCUCGAAUGAAGGGAUGUAAGUGUGUGUGAAUCUGGCUUGUAGUAUAAAAACGGGUUGAGUGGUGUAUCAAUACUAGUUUAUUUACCACAGUAAAUGUGCCUGCUUCGGUACAAAUCUUUGAAUCCUACUGAUGUGCACUAUCUCUCUCACUGACACCUGCUGCAGAAGUGAAUUUAUGUUUUUAUGGUGACACAUCAGUUUAGGUAAUUAUAGGCUCAAAAACAUAAAUAUGGGCUCUACAGUGUAUCUGGCAGAAGAAUUAGUCCUAAAUGCUUCGUGUAACGUUUCAGUUUCCAUAAUAUCUGCAGGCUUUCGAUUUUGUGGCCAUCAAUAUAUAACUGGACUAGACAAACACCACCAAAAUAAAUCUGUAAUUUCCUCCUUAAAUAAGCAGUUCCUCUGCAGCUUGAGAAUGUUGCACCUGCCAGAGGAUAUUUCUACAUAUGUUUGAAUCAUCACAAAAUGUUAAAGCUUAUUACACAUUUGCAAUUGUUAGUGUAUUUGUAUGACUAAUGUUGAUUGUGUUAUUCUUGGAAAAAACGAAUGUAACCUUUGGUUGUUGUGUUUCAGACAUAAAUAUCAUGAUGGUAUUAUAAUAAUAAAUCAGGGAUUGUGAUACAUAGGAGUAUGGGAUAUAAAAAGUAAUAAAAAUAAUCUGUUUUGUUU